AUGUCUAUCAACGGCUUCAUUGACGCUGGGCCUCGUCUGGAGAAUACCUGGCGCAUCGCAUUUAUCACCAGCGCCGCCGUCGACAUUGCGCUUUACACGCUAGUGCUCGUCCAGUCCGCCCGCUACCUCUGCGCUGCACGCGAACACUUGUAUACCGAUGGGAGCAAUGCUGAACAAGGCAUACAGUUACCUCAGCUUUCGUCAUCGACGAGCGAGCGAGCGAGAAGGUCAGGACCCGCAGCCGUUCUCGACACAUCCGACGGCAAAGGAACCAAAUUACAACGCUCGAGAAGAAUUUGGGAUUAUCUGGUGCUCAUUCUGGUUGUUCUGGCUACUUUCAAGGCAGGAUGUUCGCUCGCGACCAUCAUCCUUUUACGCAAGCCCGUCGGGAUUCCAGCUUGGCCAAAACUCAUGACAAAACUUCCAUUUUACAUCCCCCCGGUUUUAACAGCCACCAUUGGCAUCCUCACCGAAUCGUUCUAUCUUCACCGUCUCGUGUCCCUUUUACGCGUCCAAUCCUCUUUUCUUGGCUCUCGCUGGUUUCGAGGGUUUGCCAUCAUCUUGAUUGAAUGUCUAUUCCUCUCAGCUCUCGGUUUAGCCAUCUACUGCACAUAUAUUGCCCUGGAUGGGUGGAACUAUUUUGCUUACUAUCUCAUUGCUCAUAUCUCCACCGCCUGUGUCGGAGAUAUUUUCGUAACCGUACUCACUCUAGUAUGCAUUUUCAGCACAAAGAGCAACCAUCAAUCCGCAGAAAGGCGUUCACGGCUGGCCCAAUUUGCAAGAAUUACGGCCCUGAGUGCCGCCAUUCCUGCCGUCACAGCUCUCGUAAACGUUAUUUGCGUUGCCAUACCCUCGGUGAUGAUCUUGCUCUGGCACAAUGUCCCAAAUUAUGCGUUGGGACAACUCUUUAUUCUCUCUUUCCUAUGGACACUAGAGUUUCGGCAACGUCUUUCCCAGCAAAGCUUUGACAAACCAUCGAGGCGGCUUACAAGUCCUCUCGGCGGUGAUGUCUGGAGACCCACGAAAGAUGAUGCUGUAGAGAGUGAGAUGUUGAAUCACACGUCCAUGUUUGCUCGCACAAUUCCACUUAAUGAUUUUAAUCUCGACCUUGACCGCAAGUCAUCCGUCUCGACCCCAGUCGAAAACAUUGAUCUUACGGGCCCCAAGCCAGUCACUGGACGCCCCAUGCGCGUUGCUAUCAAGCGCACCUCGAAUGAUUGA
Molecule: messenger RNA, 1221 nt
Organism: Serendipita indica DSM 11827
Lineage: Eukaryota; Fungi; Basidiomycota; Agaricomycetes; Sebacinales; Serendipitaceae
Source: the annotation of a GenBank genome assembly